AUGGAGUUUAUGUUCAUUCGAUAUCUUCAAUUACGAACCGACAUAUUAAAGCUGGAAAGUUUUGUCCGGAAACAAUUACUGAGGAGCUUCCUUAAGCUAUCCGAUAUUGAUGAACAAGUAACCAUCGGCGCUAACACAGAUUUCAUGAUGCUGAAUAUUUAUGCUGAUAACAAUCAUCACUGCAUUCUAAUUAUGUACGAAGAUGGGAAUAUUAAUUGCUUCCUCAGAAUGGAAAAGCUUUUCAAAUGUUAUGUUACAUCAUUUAAGGAUGAUUCAAGUGAUAGAGAUUCCACUUGA
Messenger RNA from Clunio marinus, 297 nucleotides. NCBI's taxonomy places the organism in Eukaryota, Metazoa, Arthropoda, Insecta, Diptera, Chironomidae. The record is from the annotation of a GenBank genome assembly.